ACCCUCCAUUGGUUUGCAAAUUCUCUUAAUAUAUACAUUUUACACAAGAACAGCGAAAUUUCUUUAAAUUUUCUAUUUUUUACACGAACAGCAAUCUUUCUUGAAAAUGUGAAAAUAAUUUCUUUCCGUUCUGUCAAUUUCUUUUUUUUUAUUACAAAAGGGCGCAAUUUUCUAUUCCACCUGUCAUGUUUUACGAUAUUGUAAUGACCCUGUGCGAAAAAUUAUUGUUAAUAUUGAGAGCGUACGAUACACUUAAUCACGAUAUUUGCGAUACUCAGUGAAGUUAAAAGUUAUCGCAAGUUAGCUAUUCUGUGCUUAUCUAUUGUAAAAAUAUUUUAAAAUUUAGAUAGCUUUUUACUUUUUAAAACAUAUUACAUUAUAGGUACAUACAUCUAAUACCGUAAAUUGUUUAAAGUUAAAGUUAUUUAUUUUCAACAUCAAUAGCACCAAUGUGGCAACACCCAACAAUUGAUUAAACAGCUGACAAAGCGUGAAAUAUUUGUAGCACGCUUUCUGUUGGAAAUAAACAAUAAUUUUGAAGAAAAUAAAUAAUUAAUUUAUGUAUUAAAUGUGAAAAUAAUACACAACUACCGCCGAAAUGUCUAUAGAAUAUGCUAAUCUCUGUUCCGUGGUGGUGAAGCAAGUAUUCGGCGAGACAGUGCAAAUCGUAGCAGAUUGUUUAUUUUGUGCGGUUUCGCGCACAUUGCCGGCUAUUAUAAAAACAACAAACCUAUCACGCAAAGAGGUGUCGCUUGCAUUGGCAGUGCUGAUUAAAUAUCAGCUAGUUACGUUUAUACCGUGUGAGACAAAUCCCUUUUUGGCGGAGUAUUCGCUGAAACGUGAAGAAAUUUUUUACAUACUACGUUAUCCAGGUUAUGUGCAAUUGAUUCAUACAAAGUAUGGUGCCGUUGGCGCCGCCAUUGCGGAGGAGCUGCUGCAUGGUGGUCCGCAAACUGCUACCAAUGUCUUGCUUAAAUGCAUUGCAAACUCAGAAGUCAAGGAAAAAGUCGAAAGUUAUCGUGACAAUUUCUUGACAAUGGUUAGCGAUAAUUAUUUAAUACGUCUACCACAACUACAAACGGGCGAAGAGGACACGAUUCCUAAAUUUCAAAUUGACGCAUAUCAGUACUUUGUGCCACCAGAUAUAAAUCUACAUUUCAUAGCGCAAGUGCAGGCGGGUAAAGAAAAUGUGGAGAAAGCUGCAGAUGCAGGCAUUUUCUGGCACUUAAAUUUCAGUCGUUUCCAUCAAGAUUUUCGGGAUGCAGUUAUGAUUGGUGCGAUUGAGAAAAAACUUGGUGCCAGCACUGGUGAAUGUUUUAAAUAUAUAUUGAAGCAAAUGUAUGAACGCACAGAUCCCUGGCAAAAGGAAUACUCCAAUCCAUUCACGCUAGCCGAAAUCAAGCAAUUGAUUGAAAAGAAAUCCAACAAUCUGGAUUUGAUUAAACAUCUGGAUCAAUACGUUACGCUGUUAGCUGAUGAUCCGUUGGGCUUCAUACGCAAGGUCGGCGAUAUGGGCGCUGGUCAAUAUGUUGUAGAUUUAAAUCGCGCUUUUGAGGAGUUAACGUUAACUUGGUUUGGUCGCGUAAUAACCGAACAUUAUGGUUCCAAGGCGUCGCGUAUAUUUCGCAUUAUUUACAUGAAGAAAUUCAUCGAACAAGAAGAAUUGCAAAAGGAGGCAAUGAUACCAGCGCGUGAGGCAAAAUUGCUAUCGUACUACCUAUUUCAAGAUCAAUUUAUACAAAUAAAAACGAUAAGAAAAGCGGGUGGUGGUGGCACGGGACCGGCUAAAGCUUUCUUCUUGUUUCACUUCAAACCUAGACAGAGCGUACGCAUGAUAUUAAAUGUCUGCUAUAAAGCUUUGUAUAACACAAUUGAGCGCUCCAAUUUCGAAAAGUCGGAGCAUAAACGCUUAAUUGAGAAAUCACAAAAGUUGGAUAGCAUUGUUGCAACAAUGAAGGAACGUGGUGAAUCGGCCGAAUACAUAGACGAAAUACUCGAAACCUUAACGCCACCUGAGCGAGAAAUACUGGAAAAGGUGAAAUCACGUCUCAAGACGCUCUCGAAAGCCGAAAUAACAUUAGAUAGUAGCAUAUUUUUACUGCAAAUGUAUUUGUUUCACACGAAAGCGCCCACUUCACUUACAAAUAAAGACAAGAAAUAAACUCUUAAGUAAAAGA
Molecule: messenger RNA, 2177 nt
Organism: Zeugodacus cucurbitae (melon fly)
Lineage: Eukaryota; Metazoa; Arthropoda; Insecta; Diptera; Tephritidae
Gene: Polr3C
Product: DNA-directed RNA polymerase III subunit RPC3
Exons: 7
Coding region: 599-2161 (520 amino acids)
Biological process (GO): DNA-templated transcription
Cellular component (GO): RNA polymerase III complex
Molecular function (GO): single-stranded DNA binding
Source: RefSeq, a predicted model, not a curated record